ACUGUCGUACUCUUGUCCAGGAAAAUUAAUUAAGGCUAAACGGGGGUAAGUUUAUAUUGACAUCAAAGAGGAUUUUUUUUCUUUAAAACUUGAAAAAAGGUAUGGAAUGAUAUUUGAGCUGUGGGUCAUUAAAAAAAAAAACUAUUUUUUAAGGUAUGAAAUGUUGGUAUCUAAUAUUUUUUCUUUGCUUUUUUUUUUAAAGUGGUUAUGCAUGCCAGUUUUUUAGACACUUGACCUACUAUUAAGAAAAUCAAAUCUAAAUUCAAGUUGUUAGUAAACUAAUGACGGAAAAUUAGGUUUCUUUCCUAUUUAAAUGAUUUGGCUGGCUAAGCUUAUAUCCUGUUUAUUUCAAAAAGUAUUUUUUAAUGAAAUCUGUGUGUGUUUGCAUCUCAAGGAGUGAUUUCUGCUGGAGACUCUCGAAGUCGUUUGGACUUUUUCAUCUAACGCUUUGAAAUAUUGAUUAAAUAUAUUCACUCUGAUUUGCUUGAAUAUGAUUUGCACAUUUAGAAGUUCUCCUGAAGCGGUGCAGCCGUGUCUGGUGUAAGCCAGCCUAAUUAACGCUGCUUAGUGAUUUGGGACCCCUGUCAAAGGCUGUUAUGUUAUCUAGAAACAUAAAGAGUUAAAGCUAAAGCUGUGACCUCAUCUCUAUUCAUGUUACACUGGAAUAUAAACCACACUGAAAGGGAUUGUUUAACUGAAUUCUUUUUUCUGCUGCUGGUUAAUUUAGUUUAAUUUGGUUUUGAUAUUUAUAGCUCUCCUUGCUGAACAAAUGUUACAGUAGGGUUUUGUGGGAAUACUACAGAAUCAUGCUAAUAUCAACUACAGGUGGAAAUAGCUCCCGCAGAAAUAUUUAGGCUCGGAUAUGUUUUUCUACCUGACUCAGGCUUGCUAUUUUUUCCCUGUGAAAAUUCAAGAAGCAUCAAGGAGAUCUGAAACAUGCAUGCUGCUGGCCAGUCCUGCACUUACGUAACUGUGCGUGCAAUUUCCUUUAUUACUUAGCUCUACAUAUUACAUGAAGAGUGCAACUGCUGUCACUUUAAUGUUAGAGCCGUGUACGUUACAAUAGGUGUCACUGUGCUGCUGGGUCCAAUCGUUAUCGGUGACUUCAGCUAUUGGCUCCGAAGGCUGGCUGCCUCCAUCUGCAGGGCUGUAAUACCUACUCCGUUCGGAUCCGCUCAACGCACAAGUUCGGCCGGCUGAGCCGACUAGCAGCGCUACAGCACAUCUUGCUUUCAAAGAGCCGGUGCUGUAGCUGCGUGCCUGCCCUCUUUGCAGGGGAUAGCACUUCCAAGUGAUUUGAUAUCGGGAAAUCUGGGACGAAAUAAAACUGGCAGGAAUGAUGGGGAUGUAUUUAACAAUUCAAGUACUGGAUCAAACUUAAAGCCAGUUUCUUUUUCGGUACCCUGGAAAGGUCACCUUGCCUUGCUGGAAAAGAAACAAACUCUCGGCUCUGCUGCUCUAUGUUUAACAGCUUACACUUGCAUUUCUUAAUGUUUGUAGCUAGUUAGGCUAUCUAGCUAUACAGACAAGUAUACUCAUGGUAGAUGAGAAGGGAAAGAACAUGAAAUGUCUCACCUUCUUCUUGAUGCUUCCAGAGACAGUCAAGAACAGGUCCAAGAAAAGCUCUAAGAAGGGAAAUAGCAGCAGCAGUAGUAGCAGCAAAUUGCCUCCAGUUUGCUAUGAAAUCAUUACCUUGAAGACCAAAAAGAAGAAGAAGAUGGCUGCUGAUAUUUUUCCCCGAAAGAAGCCAGCCAACACUAAUACAACUGCUGUCCAGCAGUAUCACCAGCAAAAUCUCAAUAACAACAACACUAUCCCAGCACCUAAUUGGCAAGGACUUUACCCAACCAUCAGAGAGAGAAAUGCAGUGAUGUUCAACAAUGAUUUGAUGGCAGAUGUUCAUUUUGUGGUCGGGCCACCAGGUGCGACCCAGCGGUUGCCAGGACACAAAUAUGUCCUAGCUGUUGGGAGCUCUGUAUUCCAUGCAAUGUUUUACGGAGAGCUUGCUGAGGACAAAGAUGAAAUCCGUAUACCAGAUGUUGAGCCCGCUGCUUUUCUCGCUAUGCUGAAAUACAUAUAUUGUGAUGAAAUUGAUUUGGCUGCAGAUACCGUAUUGGCCACUCUUUAUGCCGCAAAGAAGUAUAUCGUCCCUCAUCUUGCCCGCGCCUGUGUCAACUUCCUAGAGACAAGUCUAAGUGCAAAGAAUGCCUGUGUGCUGCUUUCCCAGAGCUGCUUAUUUGAGGAACCUGACCUGACCCAGCGCUGCUGGGAAGUGAUUGAUGCUCAAGCCGAACUGGCUUUGAAAUCUGAGGGAUUCUGUGACAUUGAUUUUCAGACACUCGAAAGCAUUCUCCGAAGGGAGACUCUGAAUGCCAAAGAAAUUGUUGUUUUCGAAGCAGCUCUGAACUGGGCUGAAGUCGAGUGUCAGCGACAAGAGCUCACCGCUACCAUAGAGAAUAAGCGCAAGGUCCUAGGGAAGGCUCUGUACUUGAUACGCAUCCCUACCAUGGCACUCGAUGACUUUGCAAACGGCGCUGCUCAGUCUGGGAUUCUGACUCUCAACGAAACCAAUGAUAUCUUCCUUUGGUAUACAGCAGCCAAAAAGCCAGAGUUGCAGUUUGUAAGCAAGCCCCGGAAAGGCCUCGUUCCUCAGCGAUGCCACCGUUUCCAGUCCUGUGCUUACCGCAGCAACCAGUGGCGUUACAGGGGCCGAUGCGACAGCAUUCAGUUUGCUGUUGAUAAGAGAGUGUUUAUUGCUGGCUUUGGGCUGUAUGGCUCCAGCUGUGGAUCAGCAGAAUACAGCGCCAAGAUUGAACUCAAACGACAAGGAGUUAUACUAGGCCAGAACUUGAGUAAAUACUUCUCAGAUGGUUCUAGUAACACUUUUCCCGUGUGGUUUGAAUAUCCAGUGCAGAUUGAGCCUGACACCUUUUACACAGCUAGUGUGAUUCUGGAUGGUAAUGAACUAAGUUAUUUUGGACAAGAAGGAAUGACAGAAGUUCAGUGUGGGAAAGUGACUGUUCAGUUUCAGUGCUCUUCAGACAGUACGAAUGGCACUGGCGUACAGGGAGGGCAGAUUCCUGAACUCAUAUUUUAUGCUUGAGUGAAACUGUGUGGAGAAGAAGCAUUUUGCAAUGAAGAACCUGUCUGGUUCAGACCUACUGAUGCUUAGCUUUUUAUCUGCAGAUAUGUGAUCAGUACAGGUAAUAUGUAACUAAACACUGUGGACAAGUUACUGGCUUGCUGUGCUUGUAACAGUGUUGGUGAUAAACUUUAAGUGUAAUAUUUAACUUCAAACUGGAACUCUUAGGAACAAGCAAGUUUUAAAAGCUUUGUGAGAGAGGCAUGUUCCUGUAUGCUGGUGAUGCCGACCCUUCCUUUGUUGAUGCAUCUGUAAUCAUCAGAGGAUGCCCCCAUCUUGUAUCCCACAGGUUCUAGGACUCCUUACGCUAAACACUGUCUUCAGUGAUCAGUUUUCUCUUUCUUCAUUUGUUGCUCUCUGUUUGUCAGUGUUUUACUGAGAGAAGGGAAGAAAGUGGAGAGCCUUGUUUUAUGACUCUCUUCUGUCUGCUCUUCAGACUUAAGAGAUUCUAGUAAGCUGGACGACUCUUUAUCCUGGCUGCUGAAAGAGGUGCCUCAGCAGUAAACAGGAAAAACACAGGUUAUACCAUCAUCAGGUGAGAUUCUCCCUUGGCCAGCUGUUUGGGAUAGCUGCAGGGGGAGAGGGAAAGGGAGAGAAGUAAGCAGCUUUCCAGAGGCUACACAGCAUGCUGACCCCAGUGCAUGGACAUGCUUACAGUGAAGGAUCUGGGCUUGGCUGGUUUCCCUCAGAGUUCACAUUCUAGGGAUUCCACCUGGAAGGCAGGGAAGUACUUGCAUGUGCGCAAAUUGUGUAGGAAGCGUUUAAACUUUUACUCCCAUGACAUAAUUUUGCUAUAUUUAGGUUGAAUUACUAUUUCAAAGGCUUUUGUUUGAACUCUUGCUAAAUAAAUGGGUGGUAAUACCUGGUAUCCAAUACAGGAUAGUUUUUUUUCCUUGUGGGUUUUUUCUUCCUCCAAAACAUUUUAGGGACAGAUUGUAGAGGAGCAAAAGAAUGUACUAGUCCUGACUUGGACUUUUUUCUGUAAAGUGAAAUGUCUUCUUUUUAUUACAUAAUCACUGGAAAUUUAGACAAAGACGAGAAAAUUCCCAGCUGUUGUCAUAUCUGAUGAUAUGCACUAAAUGCAGUAACAGUGAGGAGGAGAAAGUCUUCUCUAAUAUGUUAAUGUUGAAUCUCUUGCAACUGCUUGUGGUUAAACAUCGAUGGGAGGAUUGUGUGGCGCAGAACCUUUUCUUUAUCUGAAUUCUUCUUCAAGCUUCCUGUCAUAUGUCUGUAUCAUUUUUGGAAAAGUAUUAUGGGAUGAUGGCUCUUUAUCAGGAAAAGAAAUCAGUAUAAAUAAGAGGUACAGGUACUACUUAAACAUGAGAAAGUUCUUCACCAUUGCAUUGUGACAGUUGCUUCUAAAAGGGACACUGCCUGUUGUAAUGCAUCUUACUCUUAUGUCCCCUCUGAAGAGGGUUCUGUUUGUUGUGUAUGUUUUAAGGAAAUGAGAGGACCAAAUGAUUCUUUAGACAAAUUGAAGACUAAUGUUAUAUUAUAUCAGCACAUUAAUGUAGCAUAACCCUAAAUUCACUUGUCAGUUUUGUUAUAGAUUUUUUUUUCUUUUCCCUCAUGAUUUCUUACCAGCUUAAUACUGUUACUCUAAGUGUUUCUUGGCUGUUGGAGUCCUGGCCUUUGGCCAUCUUAAAAUGCCAAUACAUCUUUGCAAUGUCCAAACUACAGUCUGAAGCAAGGAAAACUGGAGUGUAGACAUCAAACACUUUAUGGAAAAAGCCCAGAUCUUCUCUCUAGGUAAUGAAAGGAGAGCCAGGUGAAAAGUUGCGCUGCAAGAUCCAUGCUCUUCACCCAUUUUAGUGGUAAUAUUUUUUAUAUAUAUAUGUGUGUGUGUGUAUGUGUGUGCGCGCACGCGUGUGUAUGUGUGUGUGUAUGUAUAUAUAUAUAAAAUAUAUAUAAAAAAGCAAAUUAACAUUCUUUCUGAAAACACCCUUAAAAUAUAUAGAAUUUUUUUCUUUUUUUAAAAUAACAGAUGUACAUGAAUCAGCCUGUUAGUGAAAUCUAAGCAGAAUGCUGCAUGGAGAACUCCCAGAGAGAGAUUUUAAAAACCUCCAGUUAAUUAUAUUUAGAUCUGCAGCCAAAAAUAACCAGACUAUAAUUGUAUGGACUGGAGAAGGAGUUGCUGAAGAGACUGCAACAGGAAAUCUAGGACUGUCAUGAGACAGUGGUCAUCUACUUUUAGGCAAUGUCUGAGCAGUAGUUCUAUUUAUCUUAAAUACAUUUGAAAGCAUAGUGAGACACUAAUCAACGGAUUAAGCUUUCUUAUAGCACAUGGUUGACAUAGAUGUCAAUCUGAUCAUCACUCAGAGUGAUUGCAAGCUGCAUUCUGAGUCGUUUGGAAAACUGGGUGCCUCAGCUAAUGGGACAAAUCAGAGAGUACUGCACUGGUGUAUAUAUACACACUCUGGUUCUCACUUUUAUUUAUUUGUUGGUUUUUACUUAUCUGCAAAUAAAGGUGAGCUAUCUAGUACAUUAACUGGCUGGAACAGAUAGUUAGGAGAUCAGAAUACUGUAUAGCUGUAGUAUGUAGAAAAUUAGCUGUUAAUUAUUAUUUUCAUUUGCUACCUUUAUUACAUAUUUUUGACAAAGUAGGGUGAAAGCUGCCUAUAGCUUAAUUCCUCUGAGUCCAUUCCAGGUUUUAGGAGUUGGUGCCUGUAUUUCAAGUUUUUGAACAUGGAUUAAUAAACAUAAGUGCUCUAAACCACCUUCUGAUACCUACAAAGCAGCUUGAUUUUGAGCACUGCUUCCUGCUAACAGGCACUGGUUUAUGUCACCUUAGGACAUCAUGCCACUGAAAUAGGUAUUUAAAUGUGGAUUUGGUUCAUUUAGCAGUAGUAUCUGAGUUUGAACACAGACAUUUGCAAGCAUCAGCCAUAUCAACCUGGAAUGUAAGCAUAGUGUUGAUAGACAUCUUUUUGUAGAUGCUGUUUUAAACUGUACCUGGGCCAUCUUUGCUACUUGUAUGUUGGAUUUUGAUGGUGAGGGGAUCUGUGAUAGAGAGUAUAAUGUAAUAUACUUUCUGCAUAUCUAAAACAGUAUUUAAGUAAACAUUCUAAUUUCUACAUACUUAUUGCACUGAACUUUUUUUUUUUUUUUUUUUUUUUUUGGUGAUAAACUCCGAUAACUUCAGGUCACAGCACCCAUUUGUGCUGGAACAGUGUUCGACCUUAGCAAACUUACAGCAUUAUUUAUAAAGGACAGAUAUAUAAAUAUGAAGUACCUCAUGUUGAAUGUUAUUGUACUGUACCUUUAAUGUCACAGUGCAGAUCUUGUUGGACUCAUGAAUGUGUAUAAUCACAUUAAACAUACAAAUAAAACUGGUUCUUAAA
Dromaius novaehollandiae (emu) is the source of this 6483-nucleotide messenger RNA. RefSeq names its product BTB domain containing 3 (gene BTBD3). The record is from RefSeq and is a predicted model, not a curated record. The transcript is spliced from 4 exons. Gene Ontology annotation, molecular function: protein binding. The coding region runs from base 1538 to 3103 and encodes 521 amino acids. NCBI's taxonomy places the organism in Eukaryota, Metazoa, Chordata, Aves, Casuariiformes, Dromaiidae. Gene Ontology annotation, biological process: dendrite morphogenesis; cerebral cortex development; neurogenesis. Gene Ontology annotation, cellular component: cytosol.